GCAUGGACAAGAAUCCCUAUAAAUACGCGUAACCUUUGAGAACGUUUCUUGCACCAAUCACAUAACAAGUAAACAUACAAGUUUCCUACAACUUUUGUGCUCCUAUAUUAGAAAAAUGGCGAGGAUGGUGAUGAUGGUCAUAUGUGUAGUGGUGACUUGCAUGGUGGUGGCGGCACCCUAUGCAGAGGCUAUUACAUGUGGUCAGGUGGUAAGCAGUUUAACUCCAUGCAUUGGCUACCUAACAAACGGUGGUGCUGUGCCACCGGCAUGUUGCAGUGGGGUUAAGGCAGUCAAUAGCGCUGCAAAAACAACCCCUGAUCGUCAGACGGCUUGUGGUUGUAUAAAGAGUGCUUCUGCAAGCAUGUCCAACAUCAAUGCGGGAAACGCUGCUAGCCUCCCCAACAAGUGUGGUGUUAACAUCCCUUACAAGAUCAGUCCAAGCACUGAUUGCUCCAAGGUGCAGUGAGUCCGAGAUGUUUAUGCACGUUUGGAAGAUUUGAAGCAUAUAUAUCUAAAUUACAAUAAUUAAAGAGAGCACUAUUUUUGUUUAAAAGUUAUAUAUGUUACUUAAUGUCUCUAUGAUUUGUACUGCCUUUUGACAUAAAAUAGUGUUCUUGUUAUAUUUGUGAUGUCAUCAUCACCUUACUUAUA
Lactuca sativa (garden lettuce) is the source of this 651-nucleotide messenger RNA. Its product is annotated as non-specific lipid-transfer protein. Gene Ontology annotation, molecular function: lipid binding. Lineage: Eukaryota; Viridiplantae; Streptophyta; Magnoliopsida; Asterales; Asteraceae. The record is from RefSeq and is a predicted model, not a curated record. Gene Ontology annotation, biological process: lipid transport.